Molecule: messenger RNA, 6531 nt
Organism: Astyanax mexicanus (Mexican tetra)
Lineage: Eukaryota; Metazoa; Chordata; Actinopteri; Characiformes; Acestrorhamphidae
Gene: sanbr
Product: SANT and BTB domain regulator of CSR
Exons: 21
Coding region: 458-2617 (719 amino acids)
Source: RefSeq, a predicted model, not a curated record
GAUAUAACUACAUUUCUACAAAACGACAAAAAAACUAACGUUACAAAAUUACAAAUAACGUCAAACCUCGAACUACAGCGUCUAACCCGCGACACAGCUGCUCAUCCAAUCAGCACGCAGCAUUUCUCAGCGUGGGCGGGGUUUGAGGUUUAUCAGAGGAACCGCAUCGUCAGAGAGGAGCAUCCCCCGGUCUGAGGAUCCGAGAAUUAACACUUUACUCCGGUUUACACUGUACACAGCCGGUUCCUGCAGCCAAAAGCGGCGCGUACAUGUAAAAACAAACGCGUGAGACCAAACCGGACAGCCCGGUUUAGUGUUUUAGCCCGUUUAAACCCUCAGCAUCUGAGAUACAGGCCGCCUGUGUUCCCUGCUCAAGUACACCAUCAGCUCCUGCAGACUGGCCCAGAGGAAAACCUCAGCCUGCGGGGGAAGAGCUCCACCGUCUUUAGCCUGAAUAAUGAAUCGUCUUUGUUCUGUCAACAAUAAUUUUCCCUACGACAAUAACCUCUUAGUGCUGGACAUGAUCCUGAGCUCACUAUGGGGAGUGCCACAGCCAAUCAACUGGGAGAAUGUUGCUCGGCUUGUUCCUGGAUUCACACCGAAAGAGUGCGCACGCAGGUUUGAUGAACUGAAGAGCACUGGAACUUUUCCUCUAGUGGACGAACAGUGUAAUGGCCUGACUGCAGCCAGCAGCUCUCCAUCUGAGCCGCUGUCUGCUUACAUCAGAUCCACAUUAUUGGAUAUUACUGCUGAGACGGGAGCACCACGGACCAAUCAGAGCACACUGUCAGCAUCAGGCCCGAAUAAGAGCCCUGCUGUUAGAGGAUCCAGGGCUGAAGAUGAGAGAACCGUAGCUACAGAGGAGCGAGAGAAGGAAGACAGAGAGAAAAGUCCAACCAUGGUGAUCCACGUGUGUGAUGAAGCAAAGAACCUGAAGCAGGACUUUUCCUGUCCCCGAGAUUUGCUAGUGAAAGAGAUGCGCUAUUUUGAAGAAUACCUGUCGGUGGAUACGCAGCGCUGGGAAGAAGUAGACAUUUCAGUGCAUUGUGACAUCCAGAUAUUCGACUGGCUUAUGAACUAUGUCAAGAGAAACUCAGCUGCCCACGAACCAGGAAAACACAUCGACAAACACAAACUGGAGCCCAGCAACGUCAUCUCUAUCCUGAUCUCAUCCGAGUUCUUGAAGAUGGAUACUUUAGUGGAGGAGUGUAUUCAGUACUGUCACAAACAUAUGAGCGCCAUCGUAAGCACGACGUGCAACAUGAGCUGCAUCAACAGCAACCUGGCCAGUCGUAUCGCUGUGCUGUUCACACACAACCAGGCUGACGACAUCAAAGACAAAAAGGACAAGUUCAAAAGUAAGUUGUUUCAGAAAAAGAUUGAGAAGCUGUUUGAUCCUAAUUAUGAAAACCAUGACUCUCCAGGAAAUGCUUCUACACUGUACAGGUGUGGUCUUUGCCUUAAGCUUUUGACCAAAGACACUGAGAAGAAGAUCUCUUGUGUUCCAGGCAAAAUUAACAUUAACCCUCGAGGGAACAUCAUCUAUACACACUCCCGACAUAAGGGCUGGGACAUUCAUGAGUAUCUAAACAGCCUGUAUGAAGAGCUGAGAUCCUGGGUGCUGGUCUACUGGAGGAUCUGGGGCACCAUCAACUUCCUCACCUGCUCUCACUGUAAACAGGUGUUCCUGUGCUGUGACCUGGCCCAGUGCAGGUAUCACCCAGAAGCUGUGGUGUACCCAGGCAUGGGCGCAGACCGCAGCUGGCAUGGUGCUGGAUUUUAUCCCUGCUGCAAGCAGAGGGCUCUUCGCUUUGACCCUGCUGCCAUGCCCAGGGGUUGUAAGGUGAGGGAUCAUGUGGUCAGUGUGUGGGAAGGUCUGGACUGUGAAGAUAACGUGAAUCCUAACCAGACCAGGAUCCUGAACGACUUGCUGCUCCACAGAGAUGCCGUGUGUGUGUUCAGCACACAUACUACUGACAGGUCUACGGAGUCUCCUGCAGGGGGCGAGCCAACACCAGAUUGUGCCAUAGAGCCUGGAGUCCUGAAUGUUCAGAGAGUUGGAGAAACCACAGGUUUUUCACUGCUGAAGAACUGGAGUCUCCAACUAUGGCAGCAGUCUCUCCUGUCUGAGGAUGAGGACUACACCACGGGGUCAGAGGUUACUGAGGACGAAGUUGGGGAUGAAGAAGACGCUUCAAAGAAACAAGCUGCAAAGAAGGCCAGAAAAUCAGGCCGACCUCUGAAGAGACAGGUGUCCUCCCCCAGCAUACAGCGCAAAGAGAAAAACGGAGAGAAAGCAUCUUCAAGGGACUCCACCCCAUUCACUGUGAGCAUGCAGAAGAGUAAAUGGGACAGCACUCGUUCUUUGAGGUUUAAUCAGGAUGCUCAGAGGGAGGAAGACCAGAGGAGAAUGGUGGAGAUUAUAGGUCAUCUUACAAAAAUGCGUUUUGGAGAUUUGGAGCAGAACAAGUUCAAGGACACUAAAGAGCUUGCAGGAGGUAUCUACUCCAGGUUGGAAGCCCAGUUUAAAAGCUCCACUCAGCCAAGUGGCCGACAAAGCAGUUCAGAUAAAACACUCCGGCUGAAGACGCGCUCGGGACAGUCUAGACCCACAUAAAGAAAAAAGAAGAGAAGCGGCAGAUGCAAUGAGCUGAGGAGUCUGUGCCCACACCCCACUAGUCAAAGCUCACUUGGACCAUCACAGACAGACAGAAACAGGGAAAUUUCUAAAGCCAUAAAGAAAACAGUGCGGUUUAACAUGCAAAUUUGAUUGAGUAAGUGGAGUUGCACUGAAAUGAGCCAUGGAGAAUCUCCUGGAUUUCUCCUUGCCCAUCAUGCUGCUUGCUUCGUAAAUGUUUAAACUGGUAAAAAUGUUAGUCUAGUGAACUCUCAUUUACCCUGUUUUCCAGUCAGCCAAGGCUUGUUUGAUGUCUAUUUUUUUCAUUUACAUAUGCAAAAUUAUCCAAACCAAUCUAGCUGGUGAGCAGUUGCGUUUAAAUUGUUUUAAAAACAUGUUAUAUUUGGUUUGAAUAAACAGUCCCAAAAAGCAACACAUUAGGCUGUGAUCUGAAGAAAUUCAAAAACAGAUGAGGAAACAAAGUCAUUGACCUCUAUCAGUCUGGAAAAGGUUACAAAGUCAUUUACACGACUUUAGGUCUCCAGUGAACCACAGUAAGAGCUAAUAUUCACAAAUGAAAAAAAAAUAAGGACCACUGGUGAACAUCAUACUUUAAUGUAAAACAUGGUGGUGGUAGUGUAAUGGUCUUUGCUGCUUUAUGACCUGGACAACGUGCUAUAAUAGAUGGAACCAGGAAUUCUGCUGAUUACCAGACAGUCCUGAAGGAGAAUGUUCGGCCAUCUGUUCCUGACCUCAAGCUUAGGAGUACUUGGGUUCUGCAGCAGGACAUUGAUCCAAAGCAAGUCCACCUCUAAAUGGCUUAAAAAACAAAACGGAGGUUUUGGAGUGGCCUAGUCAAAGUCUGAUUGAGAUGCUGUGGAUGAUCUUAAACAGGCUGUAAAUGCUCAAAAACCCUGUAGUGUGUCUGAAUUAAAACAAUUCUGUAAAAAAGAGUAGAACAAAAUUCCUCCACAGAGAUGUGAAAGACUCAUUACAAGUUAUCAGUAAAACUUGAGUGCCAAGAGUGGAAAGUUUUUAGUUUUAGAGAGUUAUUAGUUUUAGGGGCACCUUCUUCACAAAGGGCUAGAUUGGUUUGGAUAGUUUUUUCCUUUAAUAAAUAUAUGUCAGUAUAUUCAAUUUAUCAAAUAUAAACCACAGUGACAAAAGCAUUAGUGAGGUAAUAAUGUUGGCUCAUAAUCUAAUCAUCCCAACUCCGCAACUCAUCUGGCAUUAGGCUUAAUGCAAAUAAAUUCAUGUUUAUGUGCUUCACAGAGAGAUAAUAUGUCGGUGUGUUUGCACAUCUGUGUCAGCAAUAGGUGCUUAAAAAUUUACAUAUGUAUUAUUAAACAUAUUUUUGGCAUACAUACAAGUCAAAAGUUUGGACACAUUUCAUUCACUGUUUUUCUUUAUUUAAUCUAUUUUUUACAUUGUAAGGUAAUAUUAAAGACAUGAAACACAUGACACAUAUGGAAUUAAACAGUAUAUAUUGUUCAGCACCUCCAGGAACUCCUUCAAGACGCUGAGAAAACAAUUCCAGGUGAUUCUCCCUGAUGAAGACUCUAAGAUUAAAAUAACAUCAGUGUGCAGAUCUGUCCUCAACAUAAAUGUGAUACUUAGAAGAAUCCAAAGUAUAAAACAUAUUCUGGUUGUUUAACACUUUUUUGUUUACAGAAUAAAUGUGAAUGUGUUCCUGUAGAGCUUUAGUAUCUUUUAUAUUAAAUUUACAAUAUAAAAAAUCAUAAAAAAGAAACAUAUUGAAUGAGAAGAGGUGUGUCCAAACUAUUGACUGGUACUGUAUUUACCCUCACCAGCCACUUUAUUUGGUACACAUGUCUAACUGCACAUUAAAGCAAAUGUCAAAUCAACCAAUCACAUGGCAGCAGUUCAAUGCAUUUAGGCAUGUAGACAUGGCCAAGACGAUCUGCUGCAGUUCAAACCGAGCAUCAGAAUGGGGAAGAAAGGUGAUUUAUGUGACUUUGAACAUUUGAAUGGUCGUUGGUGACAGGCUGGUCUGAGUAUUUCAGAAACUGCUGAUCUACUGGGAUUUUCACGCACAACCAUCUCUACGGUGGUGGUGGUGGGAUAGUGUGGGGGAUAUUUUCCUGCCACACUUUGGGCCCAUUAGUACCAAUUGAGCAUUGUGUCGACAUCACAGCCUACCUGAGUAUUGUUGCUGACCAUGUCCAUCCCACAGUGCACCAGUAUCUUCUGAUGGCUACUUCCAGCAGGAUAAUGCUCCAUGUCAUAAAGUGUGAAUCAUCUCAGACUGUUUUUUUGAGUUCACUGUAUUUGAAUGGGCUCCAGAGUCACCAGAUCUCAAUCCAGUAGAGCAGCUUUGGGAUGUGGUGGAACAGAAGAUUCACAUCCUGAUGUGCAGCCGAUAAAUUUGCAGCAACUGCAUGAUGCUAUCAUGUCAAUACGGAGCAGAAUCUCUAAGAAAUGUUUCCAGUACCUUGUUGGAUCUAUGACACAAAGGAUUAAGGCAGUUCUGAAGGCAAAAGGGGGUCCAACCCGGUACUAGCAAGGUGUACCUAAUAAAGUGGCCGGUGAGUGUAUAUUUAAUUAUAAAGAUUUAAAAAUAUAUUUCUUUUAGCUCUUGCUUUAAAAGAUAUAUGACAAAUGUAUAUUUGUUAAUACUUCACUUAAGGAUAUGCUACCUGUUUAAUUAAAGUGUAUUUUAAUUUAAUGAAUGUAAUAAAAUACAUUUCUUUUUAAUCCAAUACCUUCACAACGAUUUAUAAUCAAACAGUAAUAAAUUACAUUAUUGUCAUUUUAAGACAACUUUAUGCCAUGAAUAUAAUGAUAAUAUAACAGUGUACUAAUGCAUUUACAAAUUGCUUUUAAAGACUAAUUAACUUUUAAUUAUUCAGACAUUGCGUAUAUAUGAAUAUAAUGAAAAUAAAAAUUCCAAAUAAAGAACAUAAUAUUAAUUGUAACAGCUAAUAUACAUUAAUAAUUAGCUAAUUUCACAUGCUAAUUAAUAUUAUUGGUCUCUUUUCAUUAGGUAAUCUAUGAUAUAUAUAUAUAUGGUAUGAUUUAAUGUAAUUAACAUACAGUGCCUUACAAUUUUAGGCCCCCUUGAACUUUUCAACCUUUUGCCACAUUUCAGGCUUUAAACAUAAAUAAACGUAUCCAGGUGUUUAAAUAACAAAGUCAAAGUCCAGACCUGAAUCCAACCGUGAGAAUCUGUGGAAACUGCUGUUCACAAACAAACGCUCUCCAUCCAACCUCACUGAGCUCCAGCUGUUCUGCAAGGAAGAAUAAGCAAAAAUUUCAGUUUCUCGAUGUGCAAAACUCAUAGAGACAAAAUGAAAUGUGGCAAAAAGUUGAAAACUUCAAGGGGGAAUUCUUUUGCAAGGCACUGUAAGUAUUGUAAGAUGCGUUAAUGUUGCUAACAAGUAGUAAAUGUUUGUAUUAUGCUAAUUAGCAUGGUGCUAAUGGUCUUGCUGAUAAUGUUUCUCGCACUGUUUGAUAUAAAAGGACAUCUAAAAAGAUAAAAGCAUGCUACAUUAGCAGCAGCUGUCUUGAGCCUGAAAUCUGGCUUUAGAUUUGUACGUUAGCCUCAUAGCUCCAACACCACUCUCCAAACAUGUCUUGACUGAUGGAUUACAUUAUGGGAAAUUAGAUUUUUCACUAUUACGUCUAUAACUUACUCCUCUUCUCUAUAUCUGUAAUUUCUCUCAGCUGUUCCCUGACUUACUGCUUCUGUAUCUGCAUUAGUCUAUUAUUCUUUUAGCCCUAAUCUCAGGUGUCUCUAUGCACUUCACCUCUGUAGUAUCCUGCACUUUAACUCUUCUGGAGUUCUGGAGCUAGAGGCAGUGUCCAAAUCCAAGGUGGACUGUCCCAACCACACCAAAUCUACACAAAAGGACACCUAAUCUACAAUAAAGAAUAAGAAAUGCUUCCUAAACUGA